AUGCCACUUUUGCUGGGGAGUGCUCUGGCAUAUUCGUCUGUACAAACCUUAUCCCUAUCUGUUCUUCUUCUUACAUGCGUGUCAGCAUUGUGUGUUCAUGCUGCAGCUAAUCUUUUCAAUACCUAUUAUGAUUACAUUCAUGGUGUGGACUCCCCCACGACCAAUAAUAAAAAGGAGCACACUAUCGAUGAUCGGACGUUAAUCGAAGGUUUGCUUAAACCAAAUGAAGUGGUUCGACUAGGACUAAUAUUAUACGCGAUUGGAACGAUUGCUUUUCUAUUCUUAUCACAUAUUUCACCAGCAAAAGAACCGUAUCUAGCUUUGAUCUAUUUCGGUGCCCUUCCACUCUCGUUUCUAUAUACAGGCGGCAUUGGUUUUAAAUAUAUUGCACUUGGCGACGUUCUCAUUCUAUUAACAUUUGGUCCUAUCACAAUUGUUUAUUCAUUUAUGGCUCAAGCUGGUUACUAUAGCAUCUAUCCUGUUUUUUAUGCUCUACCGUUAACAUUGAACACCGAAGCUAUUCUUCAUAGCAACAACACACGUGAUAUGGAACAUGACAGAUCUGUUGGUAUCUUGACACUAUCGAUAUUACUUGGAAAACGAUUCUCGUAUUAUCUUUAUUGUUUACUCAUGUAUUUACCUUAUGUAAUUGUCAGUUGCAUGAUGAUCAAAAUCUCCUGGCUCUGCUGUUUACCGUUGUUAACAGUGGUUCAUGCUCAUCGAUUAUGCGAGGAAUUUCAACAUGAUCGGUUGAUCAAAUUACCGAAUCGAACAGCGAUACUGAAUUUUCAAUUUGGUUUUCUCUACAUUCUCUCAAUCAUCCUAACGAAUAUCACCCAAAAUCGCCAACAGUUUGUUUUCUAA
Adineta ricciae is the source of this 864-nucleotide messenger RNA. NCBI's taxonomy places the organism in Eukaryota, Metazoa, Rotifera, Eurotatoria, Adinetida, Adinetidae. The record is from the annotation of a GenBank genome assembly.